AUGGCUGAUUAUCUUCUUUCACAACGCGCGAGCCAACAGGUUGGAGAGAAAUGGGUAUAUAAUCUCAUUCAACGUCGCCCAGAGAUCGAAUCAAAAUUUUCACGGAAAUAUAACUACGAGCGUGCUAAAUGCGAAGAUCCGAAGAUAAUCCAAGAAUAUUUUGAUCGCACUGGCUUUGCUAUGGGAUUCUGUGUGACUGCAAAGGUUAUCACUGGAAGUGAUCGAUAUGCUCGGCCGAAGCUAUUACAGCCUGGUAAUCGAGGAUGGGUAACUGCAAUUGAAGCAGUUGGUUCGAUUGAAUGGGCCUUGCCUUCGCUGGUUGAGGAUCUCAAUGUUAGCGAUAAUGGAUGGACAACAGAUAAGAUUGGAUUAGAAUGGCUUAAAACUCAUUUUAUUCCUCUUACCGAUGGCCGUACAUUGGGGAAAUAUCGGAUGUUGAUUCUUGAUGGUCAUGGAAGCCAUUUAACUCCUGAAUUUGAUCGGAUAUGCACUGAGAAUAAUAUUAUUCCAGUCUGUAUGCCUCCUCAUUCCUCACAUCGUUUACAGCCUCUUGAUGUUGGCUGUUUUGCUGUUUAA
Molecule: messenger RNA, 576 nt
Organism: Talaromyces stipitatus ATCC 10500
Lineage: Eukaryota; Fungi; Ascomycota; Eurotiomycetes; Eurotiales; Trichocomaceae
Exons: 3
Coding region: 1-576 (191 amino acids)
Cellular component (GO): nucleus
Molecular function (GO): DNA binding
Source: RefSeq, a predicted model, not a curated record